Molecule: messenger RNA, 475 nt
Organism: Paramecium pentaurelia
Lineage: Eukaryota; Ciliophora; Oligohymenophorea; Peniculida; Parameciidae
Source: the annotation of a GenBank genome assembly
AUGAAAAUAAUUUUGCAAUAUUCAGGAACAAAUUCAAAAUGCCUAUUGACUUUCAAUAUUAUUAAUUCCCUGCCUCUUUAAUUUGAAAUUGGAUAAAAUAUAAGAUUAGUGCAAAGCAUCAGAAGUGCAGAUCCAAAAAGAAAAGGAGUAAAAAUAUCAAAAUAUAGAUUUAGGUAGAAAUUUUAAGAGAGUAAUGCUGGAUGAAAAGCGACAUAGAAAAAUUAAGAGAGAAGAAAUGGUCUGGGGUAAUUGAAAUUCAAAUUAGCUGUUGCUGUCGCAGUUCCUUGAGAUGGAUAAAUUAUCCUUUGAUAUUAAAAGAUAUUAGAAUAGUUAUAAAAUCAAGGGGUUUUAUCUUUAAUUUCCCUUAUUGGAAACGUUAGAAUAGAAAACUGCAAGGGCUGAUUAAGUUUCCGAAUUUAUUAUUUAUAAUAAAAACAGUUUAUUAAAUAAGUAAAUAUAAGUUAUAAUAGUUUGA